AUGCUUACGCUACUAAAUUAUUUUUUUCCUUUGUACCUGUGCGAUGAUUGGAGGGAGGGAGGGGAACAUGCGGUCUAUUAUUGGGGUGAGGAUUAUUUACUUCGCGUUGAAAGGCACGGAAACAUUCUAAAAUUCAGGAGUGAUAUACUCCGGCUGACGCUUGCUUCUCAUGCCGUUUAUUCUUCACAUAAACGACGAUCUGUGCACCGACAAAAGCUGAAGAGGUGGGAUGAUGAUGCCGAUGACGAUACACAACUUCAAUUCCAACCUGUCUGUCCUGUAUCCAGCUGCAGAUGCUGCCCGCCACGGAAGAGUGGAGAUAAAGUACAUACAUACAUUGCAGCAUGCAACGAGAUGGAGAUAACGAGUUACAUAUCUAGCAGGCAACAAGACAGCCUCGUCGCGGUAUCCCAAAACCCACCCUCCCAGCCAAGGCCUGGAGUGGCGAGGCCCGGGUUCCAUGCAGAAAGGCGCGCGCUGUGCCCUUUGUCCAGCUCUCGUCUUAGCGCGACCUCUCAUCCAUCCGAUUGGGUCCUAUUCCAAUCUUCUAGACGACCCGGCAUCUACUCCACUGCCGCCGAUCUGAUUCGCUAUAGGCUCCAAACGGCGACGCUAGGAACGAUUAUCCUUGGGACCGCGGUUGUGGUUGCCGCCGUUUUGCCGUCACGGUGGGAGGGGACACAGUAUAUCCCAUUGUACUUUAAGUUGUUGCCCCGUAGUUUAGACAAAACGACCGAGCAGGAGACUUGUAACUUGUUCGAGGCUAGAGAAAAGAAGAAACAUCAAAUCCGAUGGUCCCAAAAAAUGGUCCGAUUUUCGCGGAAUCUGUCGUCUGGAAGUCAGAAACUGGGCUCAACCAGGUCCCAAGGCGCUCUAGUGAGCUGCAGGUUAGCCAGCAGUAGCUACCCGAUUCGCCCUCCCUGGAUUGACUCCACGGAGCAUACUCCAUUAUGGAGUCCAUGCAGAACCUCAGUUGAUCACGGUCUCCUCCGCCAAUCACCAUCGCGGGCUUUCAUUCUGGUCGUCAUAGACACAUGGUUGGUUCCACCGUACUUUUUGCCCCUUCAGUCCAUCGGCCGUGUUUAG
This is a messenger RNA of Aspergillus niger, 1086 nucleotides long. RefSeq lists its product as hypothetical. Bases 1 to 1086 code for a protein of 361 amino acids. The record is from RefSeq and is a predicted model, not a curated record. The transcript is spliced from 9 exons. Lineage: Eukaryota; Fungi; Ascomycota; Eurotiomycetes; Eurotiales; Aspergillaceae.